Messenger RNA from Salpingoeca rosetta, 1777 nucleotides. RefSeq lists its product as uncharacterized. The transcript has 11 exons. Lineage: Eukaryota; Choanoflagellata; Craspedida; Salpingoecidae. The record is from RefSeq and is a predicted model, not a curated record. Gene Ontology annotation, biological process: proteolysis. Bases 25 to 1473 code for a protein of 482 amino acids. Gene Ontology annotation, molecular function: dipeptidyl-peptidase activity; serine-type exopeptidase activity.
CAUUCAUUAAAAUUCAUCAACCACAUGCUCCAAACGACAACGACAACGACAACGAUGAUGCGUGCUGUUGCGGUUGUGCUUGCUGCCCUCAUUGCUGUUGUGGGUGUGGUGGCUGAGGCAGCCCACCUACCACCAGCAUGGGCCAUGAAUGGCGAGUUUGGUCAGUCCAUGCAGCACCUGCUCACAGACGUGAAGGGCUCUCCACUCUACUUUGAUUUCUUCCUGGACCACUUUGAUCACAGCUCCCCCACAUUCCGUGGCCGUUACUACAUUGACGACUCCCAGUUCAAGAACGGCUCCGUCUGCUUCUUCUACAUGGGCGGCGAGGGUCCCAACACCGGUAUCCGCAACGACUAUGUCUCCUACCUGGCCAAGCAGUACAAGGCGCUCAUCGUGUCCAUUGAGCACAGAUUCUAUGGCGAUUCUGUGCCCUUUGAUGACUUUAGCGUCACCAACCUCGAGUACCUCACUUCUCGCCAAGCGCUGGCGGAUGCGGCACAGCUGAUCAAGCACGUCAACUCGUCCGACACAUACAAGUGCAGCGCCUGGUUUGCUUUUGGCGGGUCGUAUUCCGGCGCCCUCAGCGCGUGGUUCCGCGUCAAGUACCCAGACGUCAUUGUUGGCUCGCUCUCCAGCUCUGGUGUUGUCAACGCCAUCCUUGAUUUUACGGCGUUUGACGUGCAGGUGAGGAACGCCAUUGGCUUUUCCUGCACCAAGGAUCUUCAGCGCGUCACAGCCGCUUUCGAGACGGCGCUCAACAAAUCCGACAAGAGCAACGCGCACGCCAAGGCGCUCUUCAGUGUUCGUGCAGACAUCCCUGACGGCGACUUUGCGUACAUGCUCGCAGACUCAGCCGCCAUGGCAGACCAAUAUGGCAGCAAGGAGAAGCUCUGCUCGGCCAUCAGCGGUCUCCGCAACGAAAAGGACGAUGAAAUUGUCAUGCAGACGUUUGCCAACUUCACCAUCAAGUUCUGGGGCGCCGACUUUGGCCCGUCCUGCUUCUACGACUCGGAAUGCGUCCGCAGCAACCCUGCUGCGUGGCAGCCGACGGCACGGUCGUGGUGGUGGCAGAAGUGCCACGAGCUCGCGUACUGGCAGAACGCGCCCGUGGUCAACAGCCUGCGCAUGUCUCUUCUCAGCAUGAACUACCACAAGCAGCGCUGCGAGUUUAUGUUCGCAAAGGGCGUCUUCCCAGACACGCAAGGCACGAACAAGUAUUACGGCGGGAAGCACCCGAACGGUACCAACAUCUUCUUCAGCGACUUCUCAGACGAUCCCUGGCAGCAGGCCAGCGUCCGCACGACGCUGUCGCCAGCGCUGCCUUACGAGCUCGUGACGUGCAACGGGUGCGGCCACUGCAUGGAUUUGCACGCACCGGACGACGAGAACGACCCCAACGCCCUCAAGCAGGGGCGCGUAGCCUUUGAGAAGCACCUCAGCACAUGGCUCAAGCCAUACACGACAACCAACUAGCUCUUUGCCCGCUCUCCCUGCACCUUUUCUUCUUUUCUGAUUGCACAUGUCUUGCUGUUGCUGUGUGGCAUCUUCACAGCUUCUCUCAUUCCAUUUUUUUCGUUGCUCGCGUUGUCGCACUCUUCACCAUCACAUCAUGUUGCAAUUGCCCCGAUGUGUACGUGUGUGUGCGUGUGCACUGUGUCUGAACGCUGAUCAUCAGCACUCAACUUCAUUGCGAACACAACACCCCAUCUUUGUUCUUCCUCAUGCUCUCUUCUGUUAUUUGCCGCCAUCUCUCCAUCAAACAGUUUAGAACGCGACA